Seminavis robusta is the source of this 429-nucleotide messenger RNA. NCBI's taxonomy places the organism in Eukaryota, Bacillariophyta, Bacillariophyceae, Naviculales, Naviculaceae. The record is from the annotation of a GenBank genome assembly.
AUGGACCAAAACAAUACGCCAAUGAUUCAUUACCUCCUGAUUUUUCUGGGAGUCGAGCCCCGCACUGUCAGACUGAUGCGUGAUGUUUUUGGUGUUGUGGACAUCAAUCACCUUGGCCUUUUCCUAUGCGAGUUUUUUAAUGAAUCACCUCAUGGUAUCAAUGCAUCCAACUAUGAGGUGUCAGUCGACGCCAUCUUUGAAGGUGACUACUGGCUGGUAAAGAAACUUGUCUAUUUCUUUUUGCACUUCACUGCGUUCGCAGCAACGUUGGAGGCGCUCAAUUGCAGUCGCGGCGAAAGAGCUCUCUCUUUCUACCUUGGUAAUUGCAUGGCUCCCGAGUCAAUGGCGACACUAAUGCUUUUCAGCUAUACAUGGAGUCCUUCACUGACCAAAACCCACUCCCUGAUGAUUACCAGAAUCACGAGGUGA